AUGGGUAACAAAAUUUCCACGGAGGAUCACAUCUUUCGAUUAAAAUUAAAAACGAAGGAAUUAGAAAAAUUAUCAAACAGGUCAGAACUAGAAGAGAAAAAACUCGUAACCGAUGUCAAGAAAGCUAUACAGGCAGGGAAGAUCGACAUAGCAAGGAUCUAUGCGGAAAAAUGCAUUAGAAAAAAAAACGAGAAAAUUAACUAUCUCAAUUUGAGUAACAAAUUGGAUGUCCUUGUGUCGAGGCUCGAGGGGGCCCACAGAUGCGCAUCGCUAGUUAAAGAUGUAAGCAUGAUGAUCCCGCUGAUACAGAAGAUAAACGCGGAGACCAAUGCCGUUAAAAUCGGGAAUGACGUGAUGAAGCUGGAAAACAUCUUUGACGAAAUUAGCAUUAGCUCGGAUCUCAUAAGCGACACCGUUCAAACAUCCUCUGCGAUCAGCGCCCCCACGGAGGAGGUUGACGAAUUGAUCUCGAAAAUAGCAGAUGAGCAUGCCAUAAAGCUAGACGGACAGCUGGGACCCGUAAAUUCGAUUAAUAAGCAUUUGGAAGAAAUUUCUAACAUGAGCGAACGGAUAAAAAAUUUAAAAUGA
Messenger RNA from Plasmodium knowlesi strain H, 588 nucleotides. Its product is annotated as vacuolar protein sorting-associated protein 46, putative. Gene Ontology annotation, biological process: protein transport; endosome transport via multivesicular body sorting pathway; late endosome to vacuole transport. The transcript is spliced from 7 exons. Gene Ontology annotation, cellular component: ESCRT III complex; multivesicular body. Lineage: Eukaryota; Apicomplexa; Aconoidasida; Haemosporida; Plasmodiidae. The record is from RefSeq and is a predicted model, not a curated record. The coding region runs from base 1 to 588 and encodes 195 amino acids.